CUCCGCAGGGUGGGCCAAAGCGCGGGCGGAGGGAGAGUAGCGAGUGCUUUGGUGCUCCGCCGGCAAAGGAGAGGUUUCUGUUGCCAGACUGAGCUAGUUCGGGAGGUCCAGGGUCUGCACAGCACUGGGCGCAGAGGGAAGGAAAAGGCGAUGCACCACUAGUGCGCUUUCGCUUUGACAGCUGAGGCAGAAAAGUGAGAGGGUCUGCCAUUGGCCGGACUAGGUAACCAAACCCUCGCAACAGCAGAAAGCACCCUGCGGGAGGAGCUCCGCAGGCAGAGGAGGAGCCAGGGUAGCCCCUGAGAAGUUGGGACACGGUCCUGCGGUAGAUAAGAGGCAGAGUCUAGCAGGAAUCCCCUCCGCUUGCGGGUAGGAAGCUUGGGGAGCAGCCUCAUGGAAGAGAAGCAGAUCCUGUGCGUGGGGCUGGUGGUGCUGGACAUCAUCAAUGUGGUGGACAAAUACCCAGAGGAAGACACGGAUCGCAGGUGCCUAUCCCAGAGAUGGCAGCGUGGAGGCAACGCGUCCAACUCCUGCACUGUGCUUUCUUUGCUCGGAGCCCGCUGUGCCUUCAUGGGCUCGCUGGCCCAUGGCCAUGUUGCCGAUUUUGUCCUGGAUGACCUCCGCCGCCAUUCUGUGGACUUACGAUAUGCGGUCCUUCAGACUGAGGGCUCCAUUCCCACCUCUACAGUCAUCGUCAACGAGGCCAGCGGCAGCCGCACCAUCCUGCACGCCUACAGCUUCCUGGUGGCCGACUUCAGGCGGAGGGGUGUGGAUGUGUCUCAAGUGGCCUGGCAGAGCCAGGGAGAUACCCCUUGCUCCUGCUGCAUCGUCAACAACUCCAAUGGCUCACGUACCAUUAUUCUCUACGACACGAACCUGCCAGAUGUGUCUGCUAAGGACUUUGAGAAGGUCGAUCUGACCCGGUUCAAGUGGAUCCACAUUGAGGGCCGGAAUGCAUCGGAACAGGUAAAGAUGCUACAGCGGAUAGAACAGUACAAUGCCACGCAGCCUCUGCAGCAGAAGGUCCGGGUGUCCGUGGAGAUAGAGAAGCCCCGCGAGGAACUCUUCCAGCUGUUCGGCUAUGGCGAGGUGGUGUUUGUCAGCAAAGAUGUGGCCAAGCACCUGGGGUUCCAGUCAGCAGGGGAGGCCCUGAAGGGCUUGUACAGUCGUGUGAAGAAAGGGGCUACGCUCAUCUGUGCCUGGGCUGAGGAGGGAGCCGAUGCCCUGGGCCCCGACGGCCAGCUGCUCCACUCAGAUGCCUUCCCACCACCCCGAGUAGUAGACACUCUCGGGGCUGGAGACACCUUCAAUGCCUCUGUCAUCUUCAGCCUCUCCAAGGGAAACAGCAUGCAGGAGGCCCUGAGAUUCGGGUGCCAGGUGGCUGGCAAGAAGUGUGGCUUGCAGGGGUUUGAUGGCAUUGUGUGAGAGAUGAGCGGUGGGAGGUACCAGCUCGACACCUCAGAGGCUGGCACCAUUGCCUUCCAUUGCCUUCUCCAUUUCAUCCAGCCUGGCGUCCGGCUGCCCAGUUCCCUGGGCCGGUGUAGGCUGUGGAUCGGACUCUGCCUGUGUCUUUCUGUCUCUUCUCUGCAGACACCUGGAGCAAAUAAACCUUCCCCUGAGCCAA
Molecule: messenger RNA, 1624 nt
Organism: Rattus rattus (black rat)
Lineage: Eukaryota; Metazoa; Chordata; Mammalia; Rodentia; Muridae
Gene: Khk
Product: ketohexokinase
Exons: 9
Coding region: 394-1425 (343 amino acids)
Biological process (GO): fructose metabolic process
Molecular function (GO): ketohexokinase activity
Source: RefSeq, a predicted model, not a curated record